Molecule: messenger RNA, 543 nt
Organism: Nematolebias whitei (Rio pearlfish)
Lineage: Eukaryota; Metazoa; Chordata; Actinopteri; Cyprinodontiformes; Rivulidae
Product: leukemia inhibitory factor receptor
Cellular component (GO): membrane
Molecular function (GO): cytokine receptor activity; protein binding
Source: RefSeq, a predicted model, not a curated record
AAGCUGCUGGACUCUCAGAGCCAUGGGGACAUCACCGGAUAUGAGGUGAAGUGGGAGAAGACUGACGAGAAAAACCAUCUGAAUCGGACCUUCCUAACUCCUGACAUUUACAACCACACCCUGAGUCUGGACACGACACAACAACACGUUGUCACGGUUACAGCAAAGAACAAAUAUGGCCGCUCACCGUUAUCAACCAUCAUCAUUCCAGCCAUGGGUCCAGGUGGGACUGAGGUGAAGACAUUCUCAAUAAUUGGCAGCAACAGAAACUUGGACCUGUCCUGGCCCCAGAGUCUUACAGCCAGCUGUGGCUACAUUGUGGUCUGGAGUCCUGCGGUUGGGUUUGGUCCUGUGGAGUGGCUAAAACUACCCCCCAACCGGUCUACGGUCCGGAUCAGUUCAGAACACCUGACAGAAGGACUCAGGUACUUGUUGUUGAUUUAUGCCUGCACCAAAGGUGCUCCGGUACUGCUGGAGAAAAGAGAAGGUUACAUUGCAGAGACACGUGAGGUCACAUUUCUCUAACGUUUUCUGGACUCUCCA